Molecule: messenger RNA, 2558 nt
Organism: Gasterosteus aculeatus aculeatus (three-spined stickleback)
Lineage: Eukaryota; Metazoa; Chordata; Actinopteri; Perciformes; Gasterosteidae
Gene: sdc4
Product: syndecan 4
Biological process (GO): cell migration
Cellular component (GO): cell surface; membrane
Source: RefSeq, a predicted model, not a curated record
GCGCAGCAGUCAGUAAAGAACCGAGCGGCCGGCGGAGAGACACGAAGAGACGCGAUACGAGUGAAAGACGGGCAGAACUGGUCGGACUAUAACUGGGACAAAACAAAAGACGAAGACACUCGAAGAAACACUGACUCGCCGCACUGGUUUUAAGUCAACGUUCAACGAUACUGUUAUUUUUCGAAGUCACGAUACCUAAAAUGACGCCCGCGCUGCGUGUUUGCCUCGUGCUCCUUCUGUCCGCCUCCGUCCUGUCAGAGUCGGUGAGGGAGACAGAGACAUGGAUGCCCAUGAAGACCACUCAGACGGUCGCCAUGUCGACGCGCCACCACAGCGUGGAGUCCUCGGGGGACGGCUCCGACUUCGGCUUUACGGACGGCGAAGAGGAUAAAUACGAGGAGGAAGACGACGACGAUGACGAUGAUGACAACUACACUGACCCGAUGGACGAGGAGUUCUCCGGUUCCGGGGACGAAGACGCUCCUGUGAGGGAGUCGGAGCCGUCUGCUCAGCCCGAAGUCCACAACAAGAAGGUCCCGGAGGAGCGGCCGCCUGUGGACAGCGACCCGCGCGCCAACGAGAUCCCGAUGCCGACGGAGCCCGUCGACACACACCCGUCCAACGUCCUCAUGGCCCACGCCGGAGACAGCAUCUUCAACAAGACGGAGGUCCUCGCAGCUCUGAUCGCAGGCGGCGGUGUCGGCCUGAUGUUCGCCGUGCUCCUCAUCGUCCUCCUCAUCUACCGCGUGAAGAAGAAGGACGAGGGCAGCUACGACCUGGGGAAGAAGCCCAUCUACAAGAAAGCCCCCACCACGGAGAUCUACGCAUAGACACGAACCCAAUCAGCCUCACUGUGCCUCGUCAUCAUCUUCAUCGUACCUCCUCCGCUUGGCUCAACAGCCGCUAACGCAUCAGCGAUGGACUGACUCCUCCCACCUGAUGCAUCCUCUCGUUACUCCCCUCCAAUCGGAGGCUCUGUUGGGGCGUCUCAGCCCUCCCCCAUCAGGAGCAGAACACUAAACGCUGUGCAAUGAUUCUGUCUCGGUACAGUAAAGUCCAGUUAUUUAUUUUACCCUCUGUGAUCCUUUAGAGAAAAAGUACCUGUGUGAACACUUUUUAUUUUAAUUUUCUUUUUUUAGAACGCUUUGUAACGCAGAGAGAUUUCCUUUUAUUUUCUAUUAAAGAUUCCUUCAUGGCGGGAAAAGAAGUGAGCUCAGCGUUGGUCCAAUUCAUUGAGAUUUAAUAGAAACCGACGGUUCUCACGCUUCUUCCUCCUCGUCAGGCUGACGCGUAGCGCCUGAUAAUAUGCUAAGCUAAUCGCGUGGGAGAGUGUGUCUCUCACACACACACACGCCGGUACGACCCUGUUUAGGACUCUGGAGCGAUCAGCACCUCUCGCUCAGUUGGCGCCACAGCCUACAGACGGUUAGCUUAGCACAAAGACUGGAAACUGUUAGCAUGCCGUCGGCCAACAUCUCACGAUCAGAGUUUUUUUUAGUUUUUUUUCUCAAUGUCGUUUCACGGUCCUAAAGUUCUUCAGUUUGCAAGUCGUGAGCUGGAUGUGACGCUGAUGUGUGAUGAAAACUAAUAAUCCUCCACAUAACUUUUAAUUUAUUUUCAAAUGAAGAUUUGUGGGGUUUUUUACUCUUUGUAAACGAAGGAUGUACUCUGAGUGGUACACGGUUAUGUACUUUGUUACCUAGCUGUCUCCAGUCUUUGUGCUAAGCUAAGCUAACUGGAUGCUCGUCUAUGAAUCAGGAGCUUGUUAAAACAUUUAUUAAAGACUGUUGAACUGGUGAUUUUGGUACUUUUAGUGUCAAUCUUUCUCAAAAAGCUCCACUGACGUUCAAUAUUUCCGUGUUUGGGCCUCUGAGCCGGUUUGAUGUUCACGUUUUAUAACAGUUUGUGUAAAUAUUCAAAUAUUAACUUGGUACUUGGCCACAUAACUACCAAAUAUCUAAAUGCCAAAUUGUUUUGUUCCCCCCGACAUUGACGUUCAUGUGAUUUCCUGUAAAUUAGAACGGUUUUAAUGCUACGGAUGCUAACGCUAACUCCUCUUAUUGAUCUGUUGUUUUUUUAUCAUUAAUUUAAAUGUAAGAUAAUUCAAUUCCUUUCUUUCAGGUUGGGGUUUGUUCCCCUUUUUAAAGCUGUUGUAUAUGUGAUUUAAAAAAAGAUUCCUUUUUGUUCAGAGGCAAAUAGUUUUGAAAUGUUUCAUUUUUUUAAGUGUUUCUAUUCUCUUUAGACCGUGUUUGUUGUUUUUGUAUUUAUGUGGUUUGUUCGUAGAAGGACCGCUUGUGUGCUCGUUGUUCAGACGAAAUCAAGCUUCAACUUCUAGUUCUUUUUUUUAAUUUCUUUUGCUCCGAUGUCCUUUGAGAUUCCAGAGAAGAUCCGAUUUAACUUCACGUCUGUGUGGGUCGGACAGGAAGCUUCGCUCGGCGUGGAAGAGAAACGCGAUCUGCUGCUUGAUGUCGCAUAUGAAUCACAGCCAAUGAAUCAUUGGUUUCUUUCUAAAGGUUCUGAUGCAUUAUUGGAAAUAAAGCGAUUUUUAUGCACAUUAA